AUGCGAUUGUUCGUGGCUUGGGUUACAGCUCUUCUGCUCGCCUGUCGAGUACAGGCAGCGGCUGUCUUUGCUCACUUCAUGGUCACAAAUUCGGCCAACUAUACCUCCAGUGACUGGCAAAAUGACAUGAAAUUGGCGCAAGAUGCGCAUAUUGAUGCCUUUGCUUUGAAUAUGGCUUACGAUGACCCGACAAACACGAAAGCUCUUCCUGCUGCCUUUGCGGCGGCAGAUUCUGUUGGCUUCAAACUCUUCUUCUCGUUUGACUACGCUGGUAAUGGAGAUUGGCCGAUGACCGAUGUCGUCAAAUUGAUCAGCCAGUACAGCGCUCAUUCAUCGUACUUCUUCUACAAAGGAAAAGCCUUUGUUUCCACAUUCGAGGGACCAGAUCGAGCUAAAGACUGGCGCACGAUCAAACUUGCUACCGACUGCUUCUUCGUUCCGAGUUGGUCCUCCCUUGGAGCCAAGCCCGCUGUGGAGACAGGUGUCGUUGAUGGUCUAUUCAGCUGGGCUGGCUGGCCUUGGGGUGGUCAAGAUAUGGAUACCUAUAUCGAUGCAUCCUAUAUCCAGUACUUGGAUAAGUUACCGUAUAUGAUGCCGGUAUCACCUUGGUUCUUUACCAACUUGCCGGGCUACAAAAAAAAUUGGGUAUGGCGAGGCGAUCACCUUUGGCAUGACCGCUGGCAGGAGGUACUUUUCGUGCAGCCCGAGUUUGUUCAAAUCAUCUCAUGGAACGAUUAUGGCGAGUCUCACUACAUUGGACCCUUGUAUGACAAAGCCAUGGAAGCAUUUGAGAUUGGCCAGGCCCCAUUCAACUACGUGACUGAUAUGCCUCACGAUGGUUGGCGCACUACUCUACCCUACUGGAUCGAUAUGUACAAAACGGGAUCGGCAGAGGUGACCCAGGAGAGUAUCACAGCCUGGUAUCGACUGGCUCCUGCAGCGGCUUGCGGCAGUGGAGGCACCAGUGGCAACACUGCCUCGCAGUUGCAGAUUGAAUUCCCUCCAGCAGAGAUGGCUCAAGAUCGAGUAUUCUUUUCCGCUGUUCUGGGCUCUUUCUCUGGCGCCGUGGUCUCCAUUGGAGGGGAUGCUCAAACCGUGGGCUGGUCAUCUGUCCCAGGCGAUGAUGUCGGUGCCUAUCAUGGUAGUGUCGCCUUUGGUGGUCGGACUGGGCCAGUGACGGUGUCUUUGAUGCGCGAUAACGUUGUGAUUGCCACGGUUGAGGGCAAAGCCGUAUCUGGAAGCUGCCCGAAUGGCAUCCAGAACUGGAAUGCCUGGGUAGGAAGUGCGAAGACAGGGAGCACAGUGUCGGCCAAAACCACUAUCCCGCUUUCCGAGCAAAAGUGUACGAACGGGACUGGCGCUAACAACUUUGCGGGUCUCUGUGAGUUCGGUUGCACAUAUGGCUACUGUCCCCUAGGAGCUUGCACCUGCACCGAAAUGGGUAUUGGCCACAAAAAGCCGAAUUCGACCGGCGUGCUAGGAUAUCCCAUCUCAGGAGAAGGUGCCAGCUAUAGUGGACUUUGCAACUUCGAUUGCAAUCUCGGAUUCUGUCCCCCCUCGUCCUGUGGUACUGUGGAGGUCCCACUCUCAACGCCGUCUGUCUCCCCAUUCUUACCUCCGGCAUGCACCGCAGGAACUGGCGCAGGCAAUCUGGCUGGUCUCUGUGACUUCAGCUGUACGCAUGGCUUCUGUCCGAUGAAUGCAUGCACGUGUACGGGGCAAGGGGCAGUCAAUGUUAUGAAUCCCACGACCGAUGUCACUGGUGAGGCUGCCCCCGGGCAAGACGCAACUAUCUUGGGUCCCCUGUGUGAAUACACCUGUCAGCGCGGUUAUUGUCCCGAAGGGGCCUGCAUAUCGCGUACUGGAAGCUCCACUGGAUCAGGAUCGGGAUCGGGCUCUGCUUCUGAUGGUGGUUCUGAUGGUAGUCACGGCACGGGUGAUCUUUAUGUUGCCGCAUCUGUUGCCGAUUCCAAGUCAGGUUCGAACAUCGCUACUGGUAGUGCUCCGCUGAAUAUCAUUGUCGCCCCCUCUACCUUGGCUUCCACGACUACAUUCUCCGUCGGACCCUUGGUGAUGCCAAUCGAGGUGGCCUGGCCUACAACCAAGACUGUGACUAUCUCUGGGCAGACUACUGUCACUACCACAGUGACUCGCACUGUGCAGAACACGACCUUUGCCAUCCCUGAUAUCAAGACGACCCGAAUUCCAUGGUGGAAUUGGAAUAUCACUGCACCUCACGUCACACAGGCCUCCACGACACUGUUCCCUAGUUUUUCACUAGACCCAAUCGUGUUCACAGACCCUCCAAACCCCCAAGAUCCCACACAUCCUGAGCCAGCCUACCGGACUGUGUACCCUCCCCCCUGGCCUUGGUCCACUGCUUCUUUGUCUGUGGAGGUUCCGACCCCCACUAUCAAAUUUACUACAGGUAGUACCCCAGGUCCUACCUGUACGGCUGACUGUGGAACCAAGUGUACCUCCUUCUGUCAUAAACCGUGCCUGGUUAACUGUGACGACCCUAAGGCCCAUGAGAGCUGGGAAGACCCAGCGGAUCCUGAUCCCCCAACUAGCCAUUCCAAGUGUUCAGGCCCUGACUGUGAUGACAGUGGUGGUUGCACUGGCCCAUCCUGUGUGAAGAAGGGCUGCACCGGCACCGACUGUGACACUGACAACCAUGUCUGUCUUGGCCCCGACUGUGAGCAGACCGGUUGUCUUGGCAGCGGCUGCAAGUCUAAUGGCGUCUGUACUUCCGGUACCAAGUGCCAGACAGUUGGAUGUUAUGGCAACGACUGCAAUGGAUCUGGUCUCUGCCUGGCUCUCGACUGUAUUUCCCUCGGCUGCAUUGGCCUUGACUGCAUUUCAAGCACAGGAAAGUGCACCGGCUCUCGCUGCAGCAAGGUCACUUGCUCAGGCCCGAACUGCAAAAAUGGCAAAUGUGUAGGUGAAGGUUGCACGCCUGAAGAAAGUGACUGCGACUCUGUCGAGGCUGAUAUUUGCACUGAAACCGUCUACUCCUCUUUGGUGACUCCUGCUUCAACCUACACCACCAAGACCUCCACCAGUUGCGAAACUAUCACCGCCUGUGAUGUUGAGGCCUCUACAACCACCACAACUGUUUCAAGCAAACCACCAGUGAUCGUCACUAUAGAACCCUACCCCGAUUAUCCUGUCAUGAAUGAUGCAGAAGUGACUAGUGUUCGGAAGUCCAUGGAAGACAUGUUUUCAUCAAUUUGGGCUACCACUACUACUUCCUCGCCUUCUGAACCCACCGAUAUCCCCAUCGGGGGCGACUGCGACAAUAACGCCUACUGCACGGGCGACUGCCCCAAAGGCCAGAGUAUAGGAUGCAACAACGGAAAGUGCUCAUGCUCUGUCGACCAAAAUCCCCCGCCUUAUGGGACAAUGUGCCAGAGUGUCACGGAUUGCAACAGGGUUUAUUCCUGUGCACUUGGGGACAAUAUGGUGUGCGAGACACGGUCCUAUUCCAAUGGGGAACCGCUCUGUCUCUGUAUCAAAGGGAGUAGUUGA
Penicillium salamii is the source of this 3528-nucleotide messenger RNA. The record is from the annotation of a GenBank genome assembly. NCBI's taxonomy places the organism in Eukaryota, Fungi, Ascomycota, Eurotiomycetes, Eurotiales, Aspergillaceae.